GGUAUCCUCCGGUCUACCCAAGGACGGAUGUAAAGACUGUAUAACACAUGAGCGGCAUGAUUUACAAAUUAAAUAAAUAAUAACAAUAUUAAAUGUGUAAUGUAGUCAACUGAUGUUUACUCUGUGAUCAUUUACAAAUAAGCUAGCGUGCGACUCGGCUGAACGGACGGCCCAGUUUGUGACCUACAUGUAUACAACAUGGCGCUGUCCAAAGUGACGGAUAUGAUUGUCGACCUCCCCUUAGGUGUAAAGGCUGUGGGCGGGGCAGUGCUCACUGGGGCGGUGUUGGCGACUGUUUGGAGGGGACUCAAAGCCCGUCAAACCACAAGAAAGGUAUACCCUCCAGACACCAUUGUUCUCCAUCAGAUAGGUCGUGGUCCGCACGUGCCUAGUCUCACCUGCUAUGCCAUUAAAUUGGAGACGUACUUCCGGAUGGAGGGUAUUCCAUACGAGGUAGAACAUAGCUGGUCUAGAACGGCAAAGAAAACAGGAAAAGUUCCUUUUAUCGAGUACAAUGGAGAAGAGAUUCCAGAUAGCGAGUUUAUCCUGGAGUUUCUCAGUAAGGAGAAGAACUUUGACCUUAACAGGGGACUCACUGAAGAACAGAUCGGAAUCGGCAGGGCCUUCCAGAAAAUGGCCGAGGAAAAUACUUACUGGUGCCUUGCGGCAGAUCGAUGGGUACUUGACGAAACUAAUGCAGUCUAUAAAUGCUUCAAGCUCUCUGGGCUUAUCACAUUUUUAGCAAAACGUGACUUAAGGAAGAAGUUCUGGAAUCGAGGGAUAUUACGGUAUUCACCAGAGGAAAUACGUCACAUCAUGUCGGGGGAUCUCAAGGCUCUCUCCUAUUACCUUGGAUCAAAGAAAUUUUUGUUUGGUGACAACGCGAGCAAAUUUGAUUGCUCUAUCUUCGGAAUACUAGCAGAGAUGAAAUGGGCGUCCUUUGGAGGAUUCGCAGGAUCCGUCAUAAAUGAGUAUCCUAACCUAUGUGACUACUGUGAGCGGAUGAAGGAAGCGUUCUGGCCAGAUUGGGACGAGGUUAUACAGACAGAUUGUACCAGAUAGUCGAAAUAACUUUACAUGCUGACAAAUUGGACAAAUGCUGUAGUGAAAUGUCUGACAUUGAGAAUGUUUGGUGGUAGGGAAGUGAUCUGACUUGUUAAGUGUCUCUCUGUGUGCUGUUGAGUGUGUUUGAAUAUGGAAAAAGGAUUUAUGCAGGUAACCAGCUACGUCUAAAACCAAAUAAUCUCCACAGCGCACACCAAAGAACGCAAACAUGUAGCGGUGAUAGUUGUGAGUCAUGUAAAUAAUAUCAAUUAUCUAAUCAUGUGUGGUUUAUAUAGCGGAAAUAGACCGAGAGUAGCGUAUUUUUGCUAAAUUGAUCAAAUGUAUGUGUUGGUUAAAAAAGACAAACGUACUAUGAAAACUUAUUUUAGUGGUCAUGUAGCAUGGAUCUGUGUAUUGGGUAACGGUAUAUGUUAAUUACAGAAAGUAUUGUGUAUUUUGUACUCCAUACUCUUCACUGUGGCUGUGAUUCUUCCACUGAUGAAGAGACAGUCCAUCCAUACCAUCACAAAAAUGUUGAUAAAAUCAAGAAUUUUUAAAUGUAUCGUGUGUUUUGUUAUAUUUAUAAAUAUCGUCAAAAUCCUCUCUGUAUGGCUAGCGAGAAAUACGUCAGUAAUACCGGUAACAGUAUCAGACGGAGUCACAGCCAUCAUUAAGCAGAACUACACAAAUUAUAUAAUUUAUUAUUUUCAGAGAAAGUAAACAAAAACAACAACAGUUAUAUUAUGUUGAUAUCGUCAAUCAUGAUAAAAUCAUGGAUGAACCUCAUCUUGCUAUAGUUGUAUUAUGAACAUACAGAUUAAAGAGGGCUGUAAAAAUCUGUGCAUAUGUUGAUAGCUCAAAUGAAUAUGAAUAUUAAUAGAUACAAUAUAUGAAGAAUAAAGAAUAGAACUGA
Messenger RNA from Pecten maximus, 1957 nucleotides. RefSeq names its product failed axon connections homolog. The record is from RefSeq and is a predicted model, not a curated record. Bases 199 to 1062 code for a protein of 287 amino acids. Gene Ontology annotation, cellular component: cytoplasm. The transcript is spliced from 7 exons. NCBI's taxonomy places the organism in Eukaryota, Metazoa, Mollusca, Bivalvia, Pectinida, Pectinidae.